UACGUUACAUUAUACUUUGUCUUUUUGGAACUCAAAUUUUUGUGCUUUUAUCGGGCUCCUUUAACACAUAGAUAUUAGUCUGAAUAUGAAAAUGCUGUUUUCUAAUAACUGCGAUCAUUCAGUAGUGCUUACCGAUGACGAAUUUUGUAUCUCAGGACCAUACGAGAAUAAUAUAAGUAAACACAUACUACUUGGGGAGAAAUUACGUAAAAUAAAAUCUAAAACAUUACCAGAGAUCAAGGAAUACCAUGUCAUCGAUAUAAUGCCUCACAAGAAGAAGCAUCAAGCAGAAAAUUACGCCAAAAGUUCCAGUAAAAAGAAAACUCCAAUCAGAAAACCAAGGAAAUUGCGCCGGAGUCACAAGGAAACUUGUCCGUUACGAGCUAUCGAAUUAGCUUACCCAUCAAAGCGACAUUGUUUGGAAACAUGGAAGACUAGAAACAAAACUCUUCCUAUUCAUAUGAUCGAUAGAUUAAGGAAAAUCAUUAACGAUGAAAAUCCAAAGACACCAGUGGGAGAUGCAGUGAACUUUUAUAAAAGACCUAAAACUAAGCGCAGAAAAAAUAAAGUUAAAAUUGUUAAUGAAAACAACAAAAGGAGAGAACAGCUGAAAUUAUUAUGUGGCGUCUUUGGAUAUAAAAUUAUAGAAAUCCUUGAAAAACCAAUGCAGAUUGAAUUGAGUCCCGACUCAGUCAAAAUAGCCCAUAUCGUCGAUAAGGAUGUAUCAAGCAUACUGCACAAUUCAGAAAUCCAAAGCGUUUCAGAAUAUGACAACGAAAUCCAGAAUGAUGUUGUAAGAAAAAUUACAGUGUGGAUCGACGGAAUACUAGAGGAAUCCUCACAUAAACUUUUCCUAGAAGAUUUAAAAGAUAUUGAAGAAGAGGAAGGACCAGUUUUGGAUCUACUGGACGAAGUGUUUUGUAAAGCUUCGGUUACAUUUGGCAGCAAUUAUAUAGAUAACUAUAGUGGUAAAUAUGCAGAAAAAUAUGACAACGAAUCUGUUUACCACAACGAUAUUCUUCAACAACUUAUCGAUGAAGAAUUUAAAGAUUCAUUGAACGACACAAGCUCUGAGUUCCCAGAGCAUUACGUUGACGGUAAUGAUGCUUCAAAAGGAGAUGGGAGAUCUGAAGAACGAGAGUGGAUUAAGGACACAAUUUUCAAUGCAAUGGAUGUCAUGAUGAAUGCGAACGCUGUUAACGAUAACGUCAAUGAACAACCAGAAAGCACAGACCUCGAGGACAUUGAUUUAGAAGAUUUAAAAGACUACAUCAAUGUUAUUUUAAUUCAGAUAAUAGAAGAGGCAUAUGCGCAGUAUGCAGAUAAAAUUAAUGAUUUACAACAUAAACAUGAGGACAAAUUAAAUGAUGAUAGUCCAAAUAACAGUGAUGAUAGUGAUGUAGAAUUCGCAGAAAAGUUUAAACGUACUAAAGAUUCAUUGGUAAUUCGGAGUACACUUGACUUAGUAUCUAAAUCUCAAAUAAAUUUAGAUAAUACAGUUAAUCGCAGUGAGAAAGAUAUGUCUAUGGAAACGCUAGAUGAUGGAAAUAAAAAAGUAAAAUUUAACAAUAAUGAUAUCGAUAAUAGCACGGAACUAACUAAAACAAUGGCAAACCAUUUAAAUUCUGAAAAUUAUUUACCAAUUUUAAAAACCAGAAGUGUUAUCAUUCAUAACGAAAACACUCCAAAAACAAUUUAUGUAUCAAAUCCAACUCCUUUUCUCCUAAGUGAAGCCGAUGAAUCUUGGCCAGAAAGUACUUCAUUUCAUAACACAAAAUCGCUACUAAAAGUUAGUAAGUCAGUUUUGUCUUUGGGAGAAUUACUAGAAAGAGAAGAAGAAAUACUUCCUCAAUCAGUAAGAGAUAGCGUUGAAAUACUAAACCAUCUAUUGAGUGGCUAUCACGAAGUCGCAACAGAGAACAGUGUAAGCAUCCCAAGCAUUUUAAACAAUAAAGAUGAUAGAAACACUAAACAAAUUCUGGAAAAUGUAGAUGUAACAAAAGAUAAGUCAAAUAGGAAUGCAAAUAAUAUGAUAUUAGAAGAAGCAUCUAAAAUAAGAGCAAGAGAAUCAAAGGCCGAUAAUGUAUUAUCAGCAAACAACAGUGCCACAAAUGAAGAAGGAAGACUUAAAUCAUCUCUCUUAUUUCCAGACAAAACCAUAACUCUUGUACAGACGUCUAAUGAAAAAAGAAAAUUAUUUACCAUAGAAAAAUUACCUUAUAUUAAUAUAGUUAGAGAUGUUUGUAACGAGGAUACCAAAGUGAUAGCAAAAAGCAAAGAAACACAGCAUUCACCUGAUCUGUUAAUUAAAUGUACUCAAACAGAAAUAGAAACUUCUGGAAAUGUAGAGAAGACAAUUUUUGAAACAGGAAUUGUUUGUCUAGGUUCUAAUACAACGGAGAAAAUGAGAAAUCAAGAAUGGACCAAGAGUUUAGAUAACAUAGUGGUUAAUUUAGAAACUUGGUUAUAUUGGAUUCGGAAUAUCACUGCUGAUGUAGAAAGAUUACUCGGAAAUGAAUGUGGUGGUGUCAAAUAUUAUAAAUUACGUAAUAAACCUAAUUUUGAUUUGAAAUCUUGGUUACAACAAAGCAAAGAUUUACAUAAAAGACUUGUAAUACUUAAAUGCAAAUAUAAUAAUUUAAAGGUUAUGCCGUACAAAUGUUACUGUAAUAAAAAUAUACAGAGUUGAAAAAAUUCGAAACAUUUUUUGUAGUACCUUAGAUCUUAGAGUGCCUUUUAUUAAAUUGCUUUACAAACUU
This is a messenger RNA of Aricia agestis (brown argus), 2759 nucleotides long. Its product is annotated as GRIP and coiled-coil domain-containing protein PFC0235w-like. The coding region runs from base 86 to 2689 and encodes 867 amino acids. Lineage: Eukaryota; Metazoa; Arthropoda; Insecta; Lepidoptera; Lycaenidae. The record is from RefSeq and is a predicted model, not a curated record. The transcript is spliced from 16 exons.